AUGAGCGACGUUUGCAAGAAAUACUUCCUGCGGGAUCUCUACAGGAAGAUAGACGGCGCCGUUCUUACCUCACAAAAUGAGAGGGAUCUCGAUUGCGCCAUUACUUUCCAGACUCACAGCAUCCUCCAGCGGUUUAUGCUCCGAUUCGAUCAGCUGCAGUUAGACUGCAACGACCAUCUCUACAUCUACGAUGGUGCGCACGCGGUCGGCAGUUACAAGGCAGACCUAUCCUGCAGAAACACGAAGCAGACCGUGGGUGCGAUUUACACGCGUACAAACUUCGUGACGUUGAAAUACGUCACCGACGGCUGGGGCACCAGCUCGAAUGGCUUCCGCCUCGUCAUCACAGCCGUCAAGGAUCCGAAGCACACCUGCAAAGAUUUUCGAUGCACUCAGAAUGAAUUCUGCAUCGAGACGGAUCUCCUUUGUGACGGCGUGAAUCACUGCGGCGACGGAUCUGAUGAGGCCACUUCCACCCUUUGUGCCAAUUCCGAGGCGUCGACGAUCCUAGGCAUGCAGACUACUUGGUUCGCCAUCGCCCUUGUUUUUCUGAUACUCAGCAUGGGCGGCCUGGUAACGGCGGCGGUUCUCUGCUUUUGCAGGCAGCGUGUUCCUACCCCGAGGCACCCCCAUAACGCGCACAAUGCUCAGUCUCAUCCCCCAGUCAGCUUCCCAUAUGUACGGAUCGAACGGAGCAAGCGUCGGUCUACCAAUGGGCAUGACCACGCUGAAGGGCACAACCGGUACUCUGGGGACCCUGGGGAAUUACGGCUCGGGGAUGGGAGUAACGGGGGCCACGACCCUGCCACGGCCGGGAAACUGGCUGCGCCCUGCGGGCCUCAGGCUCGGGCACAGCGCGGCCCGGGUCCGCCUCUACUGCCAGGCAAAGUGAGGAGCCAUGGUUCCGACAGUGACAUCUCCUCCAGCCAGAAAGACGAGUGGUUUGUGUAG
Molecule: messenger RNA, 951 nt
Organism: Cyphomyrmex costatus
Lineage: Eukaryota; Metazoa; Arthropoda; Insecta; Hymenoptera; Formicidae
Product: lost and found
Exons: 6
Coding region: 1-951 (316 amino acids)
Molecular function (GO): protein binding
Source: RefSeq, a predicted model, not a curated record